AUGGAAGAACUUGGUGUUUCGGAGUUGAAAAACUACGAGGCGUACUUGGGCCUAUCGGCCUUGGUGGGAAGAAACAAGAGAGCCAGCUUUGACCAAUUAAAACAAAAAGUGUGGAAGCGACUACAAGGAUGGGAAGGAAAGUUAUUAUCACAAGCAGGAAGAGAAGUACUAAUCAAGUCAGUUAUUCAAGCAAUCCCGACGUAUGCAAUGAGUUGUUUCAAAUUACCGAUCACCCUAUGCCAUGAGAUUGAAACUCUUGUUCGAAAGUUUUGGUGGGGUCAACGAGGAGACCGGAGGAAAAUACAUUGGGUGAGAUGGGAAGAGUUGUGCAAUCAUAAAGAUCAAGGAGGAUUGGGGUUUAAAGACCUCACCAUGUAUAAUGAAGCAAUGUUGGCGAAACUUUCAUGGCGGCUACUCCAUGAUGAUAAGUCCUUGUUCUUUAGGGUGUUUAAGGCAAGGUGGAGGAGUGAAAUUAUUGAUCACUGUUUUAACUUGGCUGAGGCAGAGGCGAUCAAAAGCAUCCCGUUAAGUUCAACUUCCCAACCGGACAAACUAAUAUGGCCUUUCACUCCCACGGGCCAAUAUUCAGUUAAGUCUGGAUAUAGAUAUCUCUUCGAGAGCAACAAUCCACAACCACUCUCAAUUCUCUCCUCAUCUCAGUCCUCGGGCUGGUGGAAAAAGCUAUGGAAAAUGGAGGUUCCCAACAAAGUGAAGCACUUUGUGUGGCGCACUUGCAGAGAAGCUCUUCCAACCAAAGCCAACUUGAGCAGACGGAGAAUCAUACCUGAUGGAGUAGUUUGGGCUUCAGAAUCGGAUUGGCAGUGGCUCUUGGAUAUGCGGGGACAGACAGCUAAAGAGAUCUUUGUUCGUGCCUUGGAGGAAGACAAGGAUGCCAUGCUAUUGGAACGCAGAACUGAGUUUCAACUCCUUCAUCCAAACCUUCCAAAGCAGCAACACAGAAAGCAUACGAAAUGGAAACCUCCAGCGGAAGACAACCUCAAGGUGAACUACGACGGCGCAAUCUUUCAAGAGCAGGGCAGAGCAGGAGUUGGAAUGGAGGUUACGGAGAAUACAGAGUCUCUUACAUUGGUAAAUAGUAGUCAUUCUGUAGGGAGAUUAGGAAAAUUGGCAAUGGAAAAUGUUGGUUGUUCGUUUCGUACCGCUCCAUCUAAGCCUAAGAGGUGUAUGGUUUCUACUGUUCGCGAUUUUCCACUAGGAUGUGGACCUCUUGCUCAUCGAAUCCAAUCUUUUGAGGUUUUAGAAACUUUGGUUCCCGCAAAGGUGCUCGAGCAAAAAAAUGUGGUUCAAUCUGAACCUGUUGAAAUAUGCUCACUAGUGUUGGAAGCUGUGAAUAAGGUAGUUCUGAGUGAACCUGUGUCGAAGAUACAUGUGGUAGGUGCUUCUGCUUCAAAGGGGGAGAUCGUUUCACCAAGUAGUUUAAAAUCAUGUUCACCAUCUGAUGUUUCCACUGGCAGUGGUUUGAAGAAGACUAUGGCUAAAACUUUUGGCCGAAGAAAAAUUUCAGCCAUCAGAGACUUCCCGCCCUUGUGCGGAAGAAAUGCUCCACGUCUUAGUAAGGAAGAAAGUCUGGAAGUGUUUGCUUCUAUGAAGAACAAGAGUUUGUGUCAAGGUAAGUCUGAUGUGUAUGACAGGCCUGUGGAAGAGACUAGAAAAGCUGAUUUAAGGCGAAUGGUAGAGGAUGUUCAAGAUGGGGAUGGACAGAAUAGCGAAUUAUGGGGGAAUUCUGACCACAACUCCAAGACAAUUGUUAAAAUAGAAUCUAGGGACAUUGGAGGAUUGGAGGAAAAAAAGGGGAAGGAGAUUGUGGUUUAUGAAAAGGACUCAAGUCUAAAGAGAAAGCUGUCUGAUAUAUAUGGUUAUCAAAUCCAAUUGCAGGAGGAUUUUGGCUGUUUGGAACCUGCGAUGGAGAGUGCCAUGGUGCAAGGUCUGAUGGCGAUGCCACGUCAUUGUUGGAAGCAAGGUAAAGGGGUCUACAAACCAUAUACAGCUGGUGUCACAAGUCAAAGCAUGGGAAACAAGCAUAAUUCUCUGCAUCUUGGAAAAUAUAAGUUAGCUAUCACAACAAAGGAUAAAGCCGAAGGUUCUGGAGUGAAGUUAAAAACACAUAAGCCAUCUAUUAUAGAAAACACUGCUAAUCAUGGUAUAAGUAAAAUGGUUAGUAGAGAUAAGAGGGAUUCUCUUGAGGAUGAUGAUGAAUGUAAAGACUUUUAUGUGGCUCCAAGACCAUGUAGUUUUGGUGUAAACUUUCCACACUUUGAACAGAGUGUUAGUGUUAAACAUCAUGACAGUGAUGCAAUUACCCGAAGCAAAGUGAGGGAGACACUUCGUCUGUUCCAAGCCAUAUGUAGGAAGCUCUUACAGGAGGAUGAAGCAAAUGGGAAGGAACGAGGAUGUGGCAAUAGGAGGUUUGAUUUACAAGCGUCAAAGAUUCUUAGGGAGAACGGCAAAUAUGUUAACACUGGAAAACAAAUCUUGGGAUCUGUCCCAGGAGUUGAAAUUGGUGAUGAGUUCCAUUACGGGAUUGAGCUUAAUAUUAUUGGCCUUCAUCGCCAGAUUCAAGGUGGUAUUGAUUAUGUGAAGCAUGAUGGGUUCAUCCUUGCAACUAGCAUUGUAGCAUCUGGGGGCUACGCUGAUGAUUUGGACAAUUCAGAUUCCUUGAUUUAUACAGGUCAGGGAGGAAAUGUGAUGAGGUCAUUUAAAGAACCUGAGGAUCAGAAGCUUGCACGGGGAAACCUUGCUUUAAAGAGUAGCACAGAAAAGAAUCCUGUUAGGGUGAUUCGUGGCUAUGAUUCAGAAGAUGGAAAAACGUAUGUUUAUGAUGGGCUAUAUUUGGUGGAGAAAUGUUCGCAGGAUUUGGGGUCGCAUGGUAAGCUAGUUUUCAAGUUUCAGUUGGACAGAAUUCCUGGUCAACCAGAGCUUGCUUGGAAAGAAGUCAAGAAGUCUAAAAAGUUCAAAAUAAAGGAGGGUCUCUGCGUAGAUGAUAUCUCUCAAAGGAAAGAGUUAAUUCCCAUUUGUGCUGUGAACACCAUAGAUUAUGAGAAACCUCCACUGUUUAAAUACAUAACUAGAAUGAUAUAUCCCAAUUGGUGCCGCCCUCUCCCUCCUAAGGGUUGUGACUGUACCAAUGGAUGCUCAGAUUCUGAGAAGUGUUUGUGUGCAGUCAAGAAUGGUGGAAAAAUCCCAUAUAAUCGUAAUGGGGCUAUAGUUGAAGCAAAGCCCCUAGUCUAUGAGUGUGGUCCUUCUUGCAAGUGCUCUUCUUCUUGCCACAAUAGAGUUUGUCAACAUGGUAUCAAAUUUCAGCUUGAAAUUUUUAAAACAAAAUCUAGGGGAUGGGGAGUGAGAUCCCUUAAUUCCAUCCCUUCAGGAAGUUUUGUAUGCGAGUAUAUAGGAGAACUCCUUGAAGAGGAGGCUGAUCAAAGAACUGGUAACGAUGAGUAUCUAUUUGACAUCGGGAAUAACUACAAUGACAGCUCUCUUUGGGAUGGACUCUCGUCCCUUAUGCCUAAUUCGCACGCAAGUUCCUGUGAAGUUGUGGUGGGGGAUAGUGGCUUCACUAUUGAUGCAGCGCAGUAUGCCAAUGUGGGGAGAUUUGUCAACCACAGCUGUUCUCCCAAUUUGUAUGCUCAAAAUCUCCUUUAUGAUCAUGAGGACAAAAGAGUUCCUCACAUAAUGUUCUUUUCUGCUGAGAACAUUCCUCCCUUGCAAGAGCUGACAUACUAUUACAACUACAUAAUAGAUCAGAUUCGUGAUUUGAAUGGUAAUAUAAAGAAGAAAAGUUGCUUCUGUGGUUCCAUAGAGUGCACUGGUAGGAUGUAUUGA
Messenger RNA from Quercus lobata, 3840 nucleotides. Its product is annotated as histone-lysine N-methyltransferase, H3 lysine-9 specific SUVH6-like. The record is from RefSeq and is a predicted model, not a curated record. Gene Ontology annotation, molecular function: protein binding; double-stranded DNA binding; zinc ion binding. Gene Ontology annotation, cellular component: nucleus. NCBI's taxonomy places the organism in Eukaryota, Viridiplantae, Streptophyta, Magnoliopsida, Fagales, Fagaceae.